AUGGGUGCGGUGGCGAGCUCUUGCUGCUGCAACGAGAAGGUGGAUCAAGUGUGUGUGAGUGGAGUAGUGAAUAGUACGUGGAGGAUAUUCACUUACAAGGAGCUGUACUCUGCAACCAAUGGAUUUAGCGAGGGGAAUUUGCUCGGAGAGGGAGGAUUUGGAAGCGUUUAUUGGGGAAAAACCUCAGAUGGGCUUCAGAUAGCGGUGAAGAAGCUGAAGGCAGCGAACAACUCGAAGGCAGAGAUGGAGUUCGCGGUGGAGGUGGAGGUGCUGGCGAGGGUGCGGCACAAGAACCUGCUCGGCCUGCGGGGAUACUGCGCCGGUAGCGAGCAGCGGCUCAUCGUCUACGACUACAUGCCCAACCUCAGCCUCCUCUCCCACUUGCACGGCCAGUUCGCCAGCGAGGUUCGGCUCGAUUGGAAGAAGAGGGUGAAUGUCAUGUUGGGCUCCGCAGAAGGGCUGGUGUAUCUACACCACGAGGUGAGCCCGCAUAUCAUCCACCGGGACAUCAAGGCCAGCAACGUGCUGCUGGACUCCGACUUCGAGCCCCUCGUGGCCGACUUCGGCUUCGCGAAGCUCAUCCCCGACGGCGUCAGCCACAUGACGACCCGCGUCAAGGGCACCCUCGGUUACCUCGCGCCGGAGUACGCCAUGUGGGGGAAGGUCUCCGGCAGCUGCGACGUCUACUCCUUUGGCAUCCUCCUCCUCGAGCUCAUCUCCGGCCGGAAGCCCAUCGAGAAGCUCCCCGGCGGGAUCAAGCGCACCAUCACCGAGUGGGCCGAGCCCAUCAUCGCCUCGGGCCGUCUCGGCGACCUCGUUGACCCCAGGUUACGCGGAGAGUAUGACCCGGUCCAGCUGCGAAGAGUAGUGGAGGCCGCCGCGCUGUGCGUGCAGGGAGAGCCCGAGAGGCGGCCCGACAUGCGGGAGGUGGUGGCGAUACUCAGAGGCGAAGAUACAACGAUGACAGCAGAAGCGAAAAUGCUAAGGAUUGAGAGUGUCAGUUAUGGGGAGCAUUUGAUGAACAAGUAUGAUGAUGGUGGUGGUGACAACGGUGAUGAUGAUGAUAAUAAUGAUGAUGGUGAGAUGGGGGAUGAUGUGGAGAGCAAGAGUAUGUAUGGGGUGUUUGGGGUGAUGGACGUGCAGAAGAUGCGUGAUCCCUACAUGAGGCAUGGGGAUGGGAGGCGGGUCAUGCAUGGAUGAUGAUGAGCCAUGAUGCAUAAUGAUGGAUGAUGGAUGAUGCCAUGCGUGUAUUGGUAGAUGAAUCAUAGCAUGGACCUUAUUUUAACUUUGGAUGGGCUAAGGAGAAAGAAUGGAAUUUUUGGGCCUUCUUAUUACACUAAAUUGCAAAAAAGAAAAAAUUC
Molecule: messenger RNA, 1361 nt
Organism: Ananas comosus (pineapple)
Lineage: Eukaryota; Viridiplantae; Streptophyta; Magnoliopsida; Poales; Bromeliaceae
Product: putative serine/threonine-protein kinase
Exons: 6
Coding region: 1-1200 (399 amino acids)
Biological process (GO): protein phosphorylation
Cellular component (GO): plasma membrane
Molecular function (GO): protein kinase activity; ATP binding
Source: RefSeq, a predicted model, not a curated record